This is a messenger RNA of Solanum tuberosum (potato), 549 nucleotides long. Its product is annotated as F-box/kelch-repeat protein At3g23880-like. Lineage: Eukaryota; Viridiplantae; Streptophyta; Magnoliopsida; Solanales; Solanaceae. The transcript has 2 exons. The record is from RefSeq and is a predicted model, not a curated record. The coding region runs from base 1 to 549 and encodes 182 amino acids.
AUGCUUAUGUUGGGGUUUGAUCUACCUGAAAACAAUCUUAAGGACUGUUCCGUUAGUUCUUUACUUUCUGACCAUGUUACUACGACAAUUGACUUGGAUUAUCCUCCAAAAGAAUCUCAUCAAUCUACUAAGAUUGUAGGUUCCGUCAAUGGGCUGAUUUGUGUUGCUAUUGAGAAAAAAGACUUGUUUCUAUGGAAUCCAUCAAUUAGAAAGCUCAAGAAAUUGCCUGAUUCUGAAACUAGUUAUGUUUUCUCGUAUGAUUUUGAAUAUGAUGAGCUUCAUGAUGAUUAUAAGCCAGGUAUGUUUGUGAAUGGGAAGCUUCAUUGGGCUAUUACUACUAAGCGUUUUAGUAAUAAUAAUUAUUGGGACAUAAUUUUUGUUGACUUGGCUAAUGGGAAAUGGGGAGAUAUAGAAAAACCUAUGGGCGGAGAAGGAAAUUUUGUUUUCAUAUCGUGCCUCAGUGUGUUGGGAAAUGAUCUUUCUAUGGUUUCUAGUCAGCUUAUUAGUCACCUAGAUUUGUGGGUUAUGAAGGAAUACGGAGUUAAAUAA